GCGAGCAUCCCGGAAGAGGCUCUGUAUGGAUGUAAAACCGGCUUUAAUAAGGUUUUCAUAUGGAAGUCGCUAAACUGCGUUAUAUUACCUAUUAACGUAAAGUGUAUCGGUCACUAGAAGCUCAAAAUAAAGUAAUAUAUAUAUACACAUAUGUAUAUAAUUGCAAUGGUCUAUCUGCCGUACCUGUGCAAGAACCUGUUCGUAGGAACCUGUUCGUGCUUCGGUCCGUCAUCUGCAAUUUAGAAGAAUUCUCUGCCUGUGGAUCAUGUCAGCAAACCCACUGUUUUCCAAUAAGAAAAGGGACAACUCGGCGUUGUAUGGCACAGGGCGUCUGCACUCUAACUUACCUCCGUUUCCGCCCCAAGGCCAUCCAAGCAAUGACAGAAACGGGUAUCCUCCACCAAAACGUUCCAGAACUGCACCUGUCCCCGAGUCCAAAGCCAUGGCUGACCCAUUCUGUGACAACGAAGAUUUUACAGCCGAUGAUCUCGAGGAGAUUGACAUUCUGGCCUCGCAAGCAUAUACACCAGAUGGAGGUGUGGCAGAUGUCCAGUUAAAUCACAUCCAAAGCAAGGAGCUAACAAAAAAGCACACAACUUCUGUAGGAAACACAAGCACUUUGCAAACUGGACCACUGAGGCAAAGAAGAAACGUCCUAGAUGCUAUUGAAGAUAAGGAUGCGCUUGGAAUUGGGGUUUUGCAGGCAGAAUAUGAGGAUCUGAAGAGAAAAUUGAAGGAACUCGAAGACCAAAUUCUUAUUAAGAAUGGUGAGAUUAAGGUGUUACGAGAUGCUUUGCGUCAAAGUGACUCUAACCUGGAACAACAGAAAAUGUCCCAACUAUUACAGGAAAAAGAGAAAGCACAGAUCCACAGUGAGAAGGAGAAGGAGCUAUUGAAGAAGAUGCAAUCUCUGAAGUCAGAGCUGGAGUUCAAAGAUGCCGAAAUGAAUGAAUUAAAAACCAAAAUUCAGAAUACUGAGCGAAACAGGAUUUCUAUCACAUCCCUUAGCCCAAAGAAAAGUCCACCAAGAGCUACAAAAGCAGAGUCGUUUUAUUCACCACAGAUGGGGAGAAGCAACUUCCCCACAAAGGAAUCUUUUUCUGCCGAUAUGAACUUCAAGCCAGCCAAGUCCGAGAAUGAGAUAUCUCAAAACAAAGUCGGGCAAAUAAAAAGCCUUUCCUGCUCAUAUCGUAUUCUAACGAAAAACAACCAAGGCUCCGGUUUAUUAAAUGCUUUGAUGCAGCAGCCAUUGUACCCAGGAUCACUUGGCUUGUACCACCUUCUCAGCAAUAACCUAGAUGUUCCUGUGGGCUCAUUAAAACAUAGCAAAACCCCAGGUACAUCUGGUUCCAGUGUCCUGUCUCCCACUCGAUGUUCAACUUUAAAUGAAGCUCAGCGCUUGGCUGUCACCGGGCUCAAUGCCAUAGCUGUUGGUGAAGAUUACGCAUUUAAAAGAGAAGGACAAAACUCUACAGGAUUUUUGCAUCUGAAUAAAAUGAGUCCGCUUCCAGGAGCUGUGCACUUACUGCCUCUAGUGAAGUAUCACAUAACUGCCUACUGCCAGGCUCUGCGGACCAUUGAGAAAUCUGGAGGAGGACCUUCUGAAACUCAGUCCAAGGCUUCUAGCGUAGAACGCAAUUUUGCUUCUGGCGCUGAGGACGUGCUGUCGACUGUGAUCGAGCCUGCUGUUACCUCUCUUGAGAUUCUCUAUCACUUGGUAUGUUAUAGUAUUGCUGUAGUUCGAACUUUACUGCAGAGUACAAAGCCCCAGGAAGGGCCACCUUCUGAAGCAGAACAGGAGCCUGACGGAUUGAAUCAUUCCAUGCUGGAAAGUCCUGAGCAUGGACCACAUUCUUUAUUUAAAAUACUAACGUUUCUCCUAUGCACUACUACUGUGACGUGCCAGAGACACGUUGUCAGAAACCAGAUCCUCAAAGUGUUUGUGAAGCUGGCAGAGAAUUCCCCAAAAGACCUUUUGUACAGGUUUCACAGUUUGUUUCGCAGUUCUGCCUUCCAUCAGUGUCUGGCCCCAGAGUCUCCCGCAGCAGUGGUCCUCAUGACUGUGAGGCUUCUGGCUCUUCUGUCCGACCAAGAAAAGCUAUCUGCUCUGUUGUGUUCCUGCUCAGAAACCUGUCUCCUGCACACAAUUUAUACAUAUGUGGUUUCAAGACCUGACAAUACUGCAUCGGAAUCACUAUGGCUUCAGCUGGAACACGAGGUGGUGAGAUUUCUCACAAAGCUAUAUUCCCAGGGUUGGAGCCCUCUUACUACAGAGUCUGGGGUAACGUGUCAGUGUAAUCGAGAGGUUGUAAGGGCUUUAGUUCUUACUCUGCACAAAGAAUGGCUUUGUGUUCGCUGCUCUGCACUCCUCGCCCCAACCUCAGCCCACAGCAAAGCCGUGCAGUUUUUACGGGAAACUGUGCUACUUCUGCAUAGUCUGUCCCAGAAGGACAAAAACUUCAGCGAGCAUUGUCUGGAGGUUCUCCACCAGUACGACCAAGCCGUUUCAGGAGUUCGGACCAUCUUCAAGAAGUUCAACUUCUUAAAAGAAAUAGAAGAGUUUGCCCUAGAUGAAUUGUGUCCUCCUGAAAUAGAGACAGAAGAGGAGUAUAUGGAUUGCACAUGAUCUAGCCACAGUAGCUUCACACAGUCUGGCCCUCCCUCACACAUAUGAUAAAAUGUUAGUCCUGGGAAGACUUUUCAGGACCACAUCUGCUUUGAAUGUGUUUGUAGAUGAACCACUAAGGAAUGAUUUCAUGUAAUGAAUACUGUAUUUUUCAAAAUAUCGUAAUAAAUGUGUGCUUUAACAAAA
Messenger RNA from Spea bombifrons (plains spadefoot toad), 2812 nucleotides. RefSeq names its product ATR interacting protein (gene ATRIP). Bases 266 to 2626 code for a protein of 786 amino acids. The record is from RefSeq and is a predicted model, not a curated record. Gene Ontology annotation, biological process: DNA damage checkpoint signaling; DNA repair. Lineage: Eukaryota; Metazoa; Chordata; Amphibia; Anura; Pelobatidae. The transcript has 14 exons.